UUAAAUUAUCAAUUAAAACACAUACACCUCCUUUUCCAAUCCAUAGUCCUGCAUUUUCUCCAUGCUCUCUCUCGCAUUUUCCGCCGUCCGAUUUCUUAAUCCUCCAUGAUCGUUACCUGCAUGCUGUUACUUUGUCCAUGAAUUUCGACGAUUUUCUCUCCCGUUUCCUUUCCUGCUGCGGGAAGAGGCUCAAAGACGUUGAUGAAGCCGAGGGCGCGGACUCCUCUGACCUCUUCUUCGAACUCCGUACUCUUCAGAUUGCCACUAACUUCUUCUCUGAGUUGAAUCAGCUCGGCCACGGCGGCUUUGGCCCCGUUUAUAAGGGAUUGAUGCCAAAUGGUCAAGAAGUAGCGGUAAAGAAGCUUUCAGUAGACUCCAGACAGGGGCUGAGAGAAUUUACUAAUGAGGUGAAGCUAUUGUUGAAAAUUCAGCACAAAAACUUGGUCACAUUGUUCGGUUGCUGUGCUGAAGGACCUGAGAAGAUGCUUGUUUAUGAGUAUCUACCAAACAAAAGCCUCGAUACCUUUCUAUUUGAUAAAAAGAAGUCUGCAUCACUGGAUUGGACAACACGAUACCGGAUAGUUACAGGUGUUGCAAGAGGUCUUCUCUACCUGCAUGAGGAGGCCCCUGAAAGGAUCAUUCACAGAGACAUUAAAGCAAGUAAUAUUCUGUUGGAUGAGCAAUUGAACCCAAAAAUCUCAGAUUUUGGCCUGGCAAGGCUCUUUCCUGGGGAAGACACCCAUGUGAAUACAUUCAAGAUUUCUGGUACCUAUGGUUAUAUGGCCCCUGAAUAUGCGUUGCAUGGAUAUUUGUCUGUGAAGACAGAUGUUUUCAGCUAUGGAGUUUUGGUCUUAGAGAUUGUAAGUGGAAGAAAAAACCAAGAUAGGAGUCUUGGCGCCGAAAAGGUGGACCUCUUGAACUACACAUGGACACUUUACCAAAAGGGGAAUCCACUGGAACUGGUGGAUCCAAGCCUUACAAAGUGCAAUCGUGAUGAAGCGGCAAUGUGCAUUCAGCUAGGCUUGUUAUGUUGUCAACAAAGCAUUGCAGAUAGGCCUGACAUGAACUCUGUUCACCUCAUGCUCUCAAGUGAUUCGUUUACGUUACCUAGACCAGGUAAACCUGGAAUUCAAGGGCGUGCAAGCCGUUGGACAACUACCACUUCUACUGCUCUCACUAAAACUGGUACUGAUGCCAAUACAAAUACUAAUGCUACUAGUACCAGCACCGGUGUUACUAGGACUUCUGGAGGUAACAGUUUUGUUGAGGAUUUUUCCAGAAACUCCAUCUCUUAUUCUUCCAUUGAUGAAGGUAGAUGAUCUCAUUCAUAAUAGUGAGUAAUUAGGGCUGUGUAAAGUUUUAGUUAUUUUUUUUGUAUUAUUCAUUUUAUUUGUUAUAUGAUUUAAGUUGCUUUGAUGUUAUAUAUAGACUAUAGUGAAUAUAAAA
Messenger RNA from Pistacia vera, 1446 nucleotides. Its product is annotated as cysteine-rich receptor-like protein kinase 10. The coding region runs from base 138 to 1319 and encodes 393 amino acids. The transcript is spliced from 5 exons. Gene Ontology annotation, biological process: protein phosphorylation. Lineage: Eukaryota; Viridiplantae; Streptophyta; Magnoliopsida; Sapindales; Anacardiaceae. The record is from RefSeq and is a predicted model, not a curated record. Gene Ontology annotation, molecular function: protein kinase activity; ATP binding.